Thermochaetoides thermophila DSM 1495 is the source of this 204-nucleotide messenger RNA. RefSeq lists its product as uncharacterized. The record is from RefSeq and is a predicted model, not a curated record. The transcript has a single exon. Bases 1 to 204 code for a protein of 67 amino acids. NCBI's taxonomy places the organism in Eukaryota, Fungi, Ascomycota, Sordariomycetes, Sordariales, Chaetomiaceae.
AUGUGCUGGUGGAACAACAUCUACUACGAGCAGUGCAAGCACUCCGUCAUCGUCAAGGUGCCCUACUCGUGUGAGGAAUACACGCGUCACACCUAUGGUCCCUGCCAGCCUACCAAGAGCAACCAGCAUCGUGUCACUCCUGGCAUCAGCUAUGGGCUUUGCCCUGACUGUGAGGAGUUGCUCAAGAAAUAUACCAACUUGUGA